AUGGCGCAGUGGACCCGUGCUGAGAAGCGAACUUUCCUUCGACAGCGAGUGGAGGCCAGGCUUGCAUAUCUUUUGAUGGAAAGCAAGGAGUAUUCAGAAGCACUAAGUCUCCUAUCAGGCCUGAUCACGGAAGUGAGAAGUCUAGAUGACAAGCUUCUUCUUGUGGACAUAGAUUUGUUGGAGAAGAACUGUCAGUGUAUCUCAUCGUCUUUUCUCGUCUUCGUCGUCUUCUCUGAACUUAAACACCAAACUCCGAGAGGAAGCUUUCAUUGCACGCAAAAGGAAAAACAAAAACCAUGGUUCAGAGAAAUCAAACCUGCAAUCAAACAUUCACAGACAAAGAAAGAAGGGUUUGAUUUGUCUGUAACCAUGGUUUCUCAAGACCAAAGUAAGGACUUUGGCUCGAAAAAAAAUGGAGGUAUGGAGUUUGGAAUGGUAACUCCUCAAGACAAGUCCUUGAAGAAGAUGAAGUUUGUUUCAUCUGCUGAGACAGAACCAGCCAGCACGACAACAAUUUCUGAGGAUUCAAAGUCAGGUCGAGGUAUGAGCACAAUGCCUCGUGUUGUGAAGAGAAAAUUUCAGAAAAUCAAGCCAGUUGUUGAGUACAAUAAAAGGGGGAAAGGAUGUGGCCCUGCACAUACUGAGAUGCAGUCUUACAUUGGUGUGUUGGCACGCUCCAGAGUCCCACUUGUGGACAAGAAAUGGGCUGAAAUCCCCAAGGAUAUAAAGGAGCAGAUUUGGGAAGCCGUUGACAUGGCUUUUGUGGUAGGUCAAGGGGGCAAGAACCUGGUGUUAUCUUCUGCUGCCAAGAAAUGGAAGGAUUUAAGUCUACACUAA
This is a messenger RNA of Prunus armeniaca (apricot), 837 nucleotides long. The record is from the annotation of a GenBank genome assembly. NCBI's taxonomy places the organism in Eukaryota, Viridiplantae, Streptophyta, Magnoliopsida, Rosales, Rosaceae.